Teleopsis dalmanni is the source of this 597-nucleotide messenger RNA. Its product is annotated as transmembrane protein 216. The transcript is spliced from 2 exons. The coding region runs from base 71 to 520 and encodes 149 amino acids. NCBI's taxonomy places the organism in Eukaryota, Metazoa, Arthropoda, Insecta, Diptera, Diopsidae. Gene Ontology annotation, cellular component: ciliary transition zone. Gene Ontology annotation, biological process: non-motile cilium assembly. The record is from RefSeq and is a predicted model, not a curated record.
UGUACCUAUAUAUGGUUGGGUACAUAAAUAAUUUAAUUACUUAAGUGAUUAGUUGUAAAAUUAAUUAAAAAUGCCACCAAAACGUGUUGUGGUACACGUGCCGAAGAAAACUAGUCCCAGUUUAGCCUACGAGGUGUUAAUCUAUUUAAAUUCAUUCUAUUUUGGCAUGUUCGCCUGCUGCGAACUAAGCAUGGGUCUCUUGAAAGCCAUCAAUUUAACAUAUAAGGGGCAUGUAUUAGCUCUUGACUCUUGUGUGUUGAUUGGUUUGUGUAUUUUAGAGACAGUGCGCAUUGUAAUGGGGCGCAAAGGGUCUUUAGAAGACAAAGGCUGGCAAGUUAUAUUAUCGGUUUUCAUGAUAGCUCCAUGCUUUCUUGGCGUCUCCUAUAUUCUCCUUUUACAGGAAUAUAAACUGCGUUUGGAAUAUGUGCUUUGUACAUUACUGCUCGGAUUGUAUUUUGCCGAAGUUUGGUACGCGAUACUAUUCGUUUUUUCACUAUGUCGUCCAGUAACUUAUGAUUAGAACUAAAAUUUAUAUAUACUAUAUGUAAUAUAAAUUUUGUAAAAUAAUUUUCAAAUAUUAUAUAUUAUAUAAGAGAA